AUGACAGGACCGUCUACAGGAAGGGAUGCUACUGCUGGUACUACAGCAAAGAAGAAAAGGAAGCCCAGGGAGACUGUGGUCCCUCCACAAAUGAGCACCCGUUCCAAGUCAAAACAAAAGACCCAAAUCAACCAGUCUCCCGGUGCCACUCUUGUUGACUGGUAUAAAAUGAGGAAUGCACAUCAGCCUGAUGCCGAAAAAUUUGUCAGCAAGCUCAAGUCCAAAUAUUUCACAAUAGAGGGAAAUGAUUCUUAUCUAAAUUGGCAAGUUUUUGGAGGUUUUGCUGGGGCAUGCUUCAAUGCCCCGCCGUCCAACGUAUGCUUCUUGAAUGGAUUGCUAGAUCAAGGGCCCAACAAAAUCGGACCAGCAGCGAAUGGAUUGCUAGAUGAAGAGCAAAAAAAAAUCAGUCCAGUAGAGAAAGGUGCACCUGCCGCCACAAUAAUGCGUGAAGACGGGGCACCCUUAGAUUAUUGGAAGCCAUCCUCUCCAACAAGAAGGAGAAGAGACAUUGAUAAUGGUGAGCAAAGUUGGGCGCAGCAGUUGAGAAUGAAGAGGGAGUUGCAACCUUUCAUGGCAGGGAAAGAGUCUGAAGAGGUGGGAGAAAACUUUAAUGAAUUUCUGACAGGUCUUGACAAAAUGUUACAACCCAAAGCACACAAAGAAUCAAAGAAGCAGUUCAAAGCUCGAACUGAAAAGGCUCGAACCUCCUACCAAAAGAAACUGAAGGAACACUAUGGUGAUGUAGACCACAAUGCAUCCGAAUUGUUAAAGAAAUACAACAUCGAGGAGCCAAAUGCACACAAGUCCAAACCAGGCGAAAUUUGGAAGAUUCGGUAUGAGCCACGCAACGCAGAGAAAUCUUUACCUACCUUUACAAUAUUCCUGGGAUCUCAAAAAAAGAACAAGAGUUCCAUCUCUAACGUAACAGUUGGUUAUGUCAAAUACUAUCUUGGCAGUGGAUUUGUAGACAGAUGCAUUGCUUAUGGAGAAAGGUGUUCGGAAAGGGGACUCAAUCAACCGGCAUUCUUUGUGCCACUUGGAGACAGCAACACUGAUGUCGCACCUGACCAUUGCCUUGUACAAUUUAAAGACAAUGGGGACCGGUUGAAGACUCUUCCAUAUGUGCAAGGAGCAAACGAUUGCUGCCUUGGUUUUUCUUUUGCCAAUGCUCUGCACCACUUGAAUUUUCAAACAGAGGGCUAUGGCCUAUAUCAGCAAUCACACGAUUUGAGUGGCUUUGAUGCAAUCACUCAAUUGAAAUGGCUCUCACAUUGGGUGCGGCGCUCUGUUAGAGGUGUGAAUCCAUCAUCUGUUCAGAAGUGCAAGGACAAUUGUGAUGGGAUGGUUGGGGUUGCCAACUGUAUCAAAUUCUUACAACAACAGGAGCUAGUUGUGUUUGUUCCGAAAGCGAAGGAUGGGACCAACACUCAUGCAGUGACAUUCUUCAAUGGAUUGAUAUUUGAUUCCACCCAGAAGUAUGCCAUGAAACUAUCUCCGGAUGCAUUAGACUUUAUAGCCGGAACUUGUGGCUUUGCAGGCAUUUGGCGUUCCCGUCUUUUCACCUUUACCAACGAGCUAAAAAAAGGUCAACUAAAGAUCGAUGGGUAA
This is a messenger RNA of Cylindrotheca closterium, 1608 nucleotides long. NCBI's taxonomy places the organism in Eukaryota, Bacillariophyta, Bacillariophyceae, Bacillariales, Bacillariaceae. The record is from the annotation of a GenBank genome assembly.